AAGGCAAGGCGUCCGCGGCCGAGGAUUGGCGGGAAGUGCCGAAGGUAAGGAGACCGCGGCGGGUGAGAGGAGUUGGAGGAACUUCUUCGUGUCUAGGUCCGGAGCUUGGGAGCCGCCGGCGAUGGGAGCCUGCCUGGGCAUCUGCUCUCUGGCCAGCUGCGCUUCUUGUCUGUGCGGGAGUGCACCCUGUCUGCUUUCAGGAUGCUGUCCUUCUACCAAGAACUCUGUGGUGACUCGCCUCAUCUAUGCCUUCUUCUUGCUCCUUGGAACAAUUGUCUCUGUUAUUAUGAUAGUACCUGGGAUGGAGACCCAACUGAGAAAGAUUCCUGGAUUUUGUGAAGGAAGUUCAAGCAUUCCCUUCAUUCAGGGUCGCGUUAACUGUAAUAUCAUCGUGGGUUAUAAGUCAGUUUAUCGCAUGUGCUUUAGUCUGGCUGCUUUCUUCUUCCUGUUUGCCUUAAUAAUGAUCCAAGUGAAAAGCAGUAAAGACCCAAGAGGUGCUCUACAGAAUGGGUUCUGGUUCUUCAAAUUCCUGGCCUUGGUGGGGAUCACUGUUGGUGCUUUCUUCAUUCCUGAUGGGACAUUUACAACAGUGUGGUUCUACUUUGGUGUGGUUGGAGCUUUCUGCUUUAUUCUCAUCCAGCUGAUUCUUCUCAUCGAUUUUGCUCAUUCCUGGAGCCAGUCCUGGGUUCAGAACAUGGAAGACGGAAACUCCAGAUGCUGGUUUGCUGCUUUAUUGAUCUGUACGGCCUUCAACUACCUUGUCUCACUGGCUGCAGUAGUGGUGUUUUAUCUUUUUUACACUAAGCCUGAUGACUGUACAAUAAAUAAAGCCUUCAUAAGUCUGAAUCUCAUCUUCUGCACCAUUGUCUCUGUUGUGUCCAUCUUACCAAAGGUUCAGGAAGCUCAACCUCAUUCAGGCUUGCUACAAGCUUCUGUCAUUACUCUUUAUACAAUGUAUGUGACCUGGUCAGCCAUGACCAAUGAACCAGAUAAAAAUUGUAACCCCAGCUUGCUGAGUAUUGUCCAUCAAACAACUAGCAAUUCAACUGUUGCACCACCCUCCAAUCAAGUGGUCCAGUGGUGGGAUGCCCAGAGCAUUGUUGGAUUGGUCAUCUUUCUCAUUUGUGUGCUUUAUUCAAGUAUCCGGUCUUCCAGCAAUGCUCAAGUUAACAAGCUGAUGAUGACUGAAGAAGGUGAAGGGGUGCUAAAUGACUUCUCUUCUCCCCAUGAAGAUGGUGUGCAUCGAGUAGUGGAUAAUGAGCAGGAUGCAGUCACUUACAGCUACUCCUUCUUCCACUUCUGCCUUUUCCUGGCAUCUCUGUACAUUAUGAUGACACUUACUAAUUGGUACAGUCCCAACUCUGAUUACUCGACCCUGCAGAGUACCUGGCCAGCUGUUUGGGUGAAGAUCUCCUCAAGCUGGGUUGGACUCCUGUUGUAUCUGUGGACAUUGGUUGCUCCUCUCAUACUGUCCGAUCGUGACUUCACUUAAACAAAAAGUACCGGUCGGAGAUACUUGCCUUUUUGUUGAUUUUAUAUUUUCGGCUGAAUUCACUCAAUAUCUUGACUGUAGGUAAACCUCAAGAUAACUUUAUUAUCAUAAAAUUGAACUUUUAAACAAUGCUUGCAGAAAUAAAUUCCGUGCUGGAUUGAGCUGGUAAUUUUUUCCGGCAUUUUCAAUCUAACUUUCUGUUACUUUUUUUUCUUUCAAAUCUCUGUAAUGGUACUUAUGUACAUUUUAUGGAUAAUUCACUUUUUUCCUCUCUUUAUAAUCAUAGUAAUGUUUGAAGCUGACUUUUUAGACAGACAUGGUAAUGUAUUUAAACGUCUUGCACUUCUUGCCAAUCACUCCUUUGUAUGUUGUUGAUUCCUCUGCCCAUAUUUAUCGUGGUCACCGCCCGUGGAAUACGGUCAUGUUGUAAUUGCACCCAUUUGCCAGUGGAGAUGCUGCCACCAACAGAAAGAUGCAUUUACAACAUGUAGAUUUGUACAUGUGCGUACAGCACUUAGAAUAGAAUUAUAAAGGUAAAGUAGAUUGCAGGGUGUUUUAAGGGAGUUCAAAUUAUGUUUGUGUGCUCCAGCAGUAAUUCCUGCUUCAUCUUGACCCCACACCUGAUCUUUGCUCCCAGGGACAAUACCAUAGGAAGGUGAUCUGCCGUUAAAAGUAAAACCUUGUCACUUUGCUUGCUCCCAAAUGGCAGAAAUAAUUUUAUCUACAAAAUAUAAUCAAACAUCUUCAUGUUAUUAAUUAAAAAUAGCAGCUUAUUGAUAUUUCUUCAGUAUUUAUUUGACAAAUUUCCAUGAAGUAUGAGAUUUUUAGGAAUGUGACCUCAGAUGAAGGAAAUGUUACUUUCUGGCGUGCUGUGUAGAGAUUGGACCAAGAAUUUCUUGUUUAUGGAAAAGCAUAAGAAUAAUGGAAUGAAAUGGUAUGCAGGAAGCUAAUGUGUUUACUGUGUGGUUUACACAAAACAAAUUGCAGGAAAUAACAUAGGAUAGGAAGUUUUUUUUUAAAGGAUUUGUUUUAGUAAUUAAUAGGAAAUGCUUGAAAUUGUGCAUUAUGUUCAUGCAGUAUAGAAUACAAAUAGGAAUUAAAAGCCAAUCCUCACUGACAAUAGUUUAACUAAGAGCAAAAAUGGCUUUGAUCUGUGACAGUUCCAAUGUUGUUUUUAUUUUGUUAGAGCAGAGGGGAGCACCAAGAAUAUAAGAUUCAGUUAGUCUGGCUACUGGCACGACACAUUUAUAAAUAAAUGAACAGUGGGAUGAUGAUGCUUGGGUGUUUUGUGUUGCUGAGUUAAUCCCUUCCACAUUGGUCUCCUUGAACAAGAAUAUUCGUUUUUUUCGUGAUAAUUCUAAUGUUGGAAUGGAUAUGUUUUCUACAUCGUGUUUAGCUUCUUUUCAUAAUGGGUAUCUUGGAAGUUGGGAACCUUUAGUAUUGUUGCGUGUGUGGCUGUAACCACAUGUUCCUGAUUUCAUGCGUUUAAUUUUGAAACCUCCUCUGCACAGGAAAUAAUUUGCAAAAGUGGAAAAUCUUUUUUUUAAGCAUUGUAAGGGGAAAAUAUCAGAAGCAGUGACAAUGUCUAUAUUGGGCUAAUUAUUAUGUAGUGAGCUAAUAAAAUUCAAUGAAUUUAUGCCACAUGUUUUAGACCAGUAGGGUGUAUGGCAUCUGCCGAAACUUGUAUCAAAAUCUUAAAAAUGCUACAUUAAAUAUUUAUAUCCCUUCUUGUGGGAAGUACCUGAAUGAUUUUUUAUAUAAUGUAGAAUGUUUUUGACAUUUUCUAUCAGACAUUGUAUCCUUGUAGUUAUCAUAUGAUUUAUCUAUAUGUAAUGAAAAGGGAAUUUUUAAAAUCAGUUGUAAAAUCAUCUUUAUAUGACACCAUUUAUGUUUGGUUUUCAAUGCUUAAAAAAUGUUCCUCACUAAUGUGCCUAUUUCAAAAGAUGCCGUGCUUGGCGUAUUCCAUUUGUUGAAGACGAUGAAUCGUUUUGAAACCCUGGAAAACACUAAUUGCAAUUGCAAAAGGCCAUUUUUACACACGUUGUACUUUUAAGAAAGCAUUUUGCCUUGUACUUUUAAGAAAGCAUUUUGCUACAGCCUAUGACUGCCGACUUUUGAAGGAAGUUCCUCAAACAGUCAAAUGGAAUGUUUUUUGCGAUUUUCUUUGAUAAUUGAUAUUUACUUUUAGUUGCUAGUCUCAUCAGUCACUCAUUUUAGAGAUGAUUUUAAUGUGUGUAUUAUCAUAAAUAUAACACGGACUUUACCAAUAAAGAUUUUAUUUCUUUUCA
Molecule: messenger RNA, 3780 nt
Organism: Pristis pectinata (smalltooth sawfish)
Lineage: Eukaryota; Metazoa; Chordata; Chondrichthyes; Rhinopristiformes; Pristidae
Product: serine incorporator 1-like
Exons: 10
Coding region: 122-1492 (456 amino acids)
Cellular component (GO): membrane
Source: RefSeq, a predicted model, not a curated record